UUGCGUUGCAUUGGCACCGGAAGUGAAUCAGGUAGAGGUCGAAGGCAGCGCCAGAGUGAAAUUUAAAAGCUGCGUUUAAAUACCUAUUGUCGGCCCUGUUUUUAGAAAUAAUGAAAAAACUACUAUUUGAAUUGAAUUAAUUUUAAUAUUGGAUGUUUAUGUCUGUGUAUUCGCUGGUUUUAAUGUAAAACGCGACAAGCCGAGUGUUAGUCCUCGACGAUGAUCUGUCAUGAAAAGCAGAUUUCGCCAUUUCAGUCAGUGACUAUCAUGGAUUACAGAGCUGUUCUAGAAUUUGCUACUGUAACCAGGGGUCUCUCGUUGUUUUUACAGGCUCUGUUGAACGCUGCCAUCCCUGACCAUGACGCUGAUGCAUUCAGGCCCCCGCGGUCAGAAGAGCAUCUAUAUUUAGACUCUGCAGUGGAGUGGUUAUUUGGUGGCCUCACUCAUUGGGAUGCUGAGCAUUUCCUCCUCAUUGCGGAGAGAGGGUACAUCUAUGAACACAACUUUGCUUUUUUCCCUCUCUACCCCGUGGUCCUGCGAGGCCUGGCGGAGACGCUGCUGUGGCCCCUCAGCAGCUGGUUGAGCGUGCGGGGCCGCCUGAUGGUGGCGGUCGCUGUUGGGAACAGUAUCUUCUUCCUGCUGAGUGUGGUUGCCUUACACGCGCUCAGCAGGGAAGUUCUGCAGGACAGGCGUCUGGCCUUGCUCUCCACUCUGCUCUACUGCAUCACACCUGCUAAUGUUUUCAUGGUGGCCGGGUACUCGGAGUGUCUGUUCGCUGCUCUCACAUUCAGUGGGGUCUUCCUUCUGGAGAAAGGAUUCACCCUUCGAGCCUGCGUGGCGCUCAGUAUAGCCACUGCGGCACGAUCCAACGGACUGGUCAAUAUAGGCUUUAUACUCUAUCUUCCAACACUACACGCCAUCUCCCGGAUCCGUUUGUAUCGCACAACGACAAAAGGCCACAAGAAGAUGCUUCAGUACAUUUGGGUCGUCACCCGCCUCCUGCUCACUUCUCUUUUAGGAACGGCAAUCAUUGCCCUUCCGUUCUGUGCUUUCCAAUACUACGGCUAUAGAACUUUCUGUAUGCCUUCCGCAUCCUUGGAGCGCAUCCCCGCAGCUCUUCUCUCCUUGGCCGAGCGGAAAGGCUACCGUGUUCCAGAUGAAAAUAGUCCCCCCCCUCUUUGGUGCAUGAGACCUCUGCCCCUGCUUUACUCCCAUAUCCAGGAUGUUUAUUGGAACGUGGGCUUCCUGCGCUACUUUGAACUAAGGCAAAUACCAAACUUCCUUCUGGCUCUACCUAUGGUGACUCUGGGUGUCAUGGCAGCUUUUGCUUAUUUUCAAGGUAACCCAGAGCUGUGCCUAAGACUUGGACUAUGGGAGACAGAUUCAAAGAAAGGCCUCGAUAAACCCAUGCCGGGAUUUUUCAGUCCGAGAGUAUUUGUCUAUGUUGUACAUUCAACUUUUCUCCUCGCCUUUGGAAUAUUGUGCAUGCAUGUGCAGGUCCUAACCAGAUUCAUGGCUUCCUCAACUCCUGUUCCCUACUGGAUCAGCGCUCAUCUGCUCCUCCUCAAUGAGCCUCUUCUUCACCGAAGGAAAACCUCGACACCAAACAUUCAACUCAAGACUCAUUCCAAAAAUGGAUGUAAGCACACACCUCAAAACCCCAUCAUUGCUCUGCUACCACACAUUAAGAUCUGUUCCCCCACCACACAAAGCAUCCUGGGAUAUUUCCUCUCUUAUUGGCUGCUGGGUUUAGCACUGCACUGUAAUUUUCUACCAUGGACUUAACCUGGAGUAUAGCAUUUUUUACAUUUUUAAUUUUGCUGUAACAUUUUUAACAUAACCUGUUACAAAAAGCAUGACAAAAUGUUGUGCCUGAUUUUUUUUGUUUCAACCAAUAGCUUACAGUAGAUAUGGUUACAUAAUUUAAAUCAUGCCUUUUUGUAAUUGUUACUGUAGUUGAAUACAAACCGGAGCAGGGUGCACAUGAAAUUUGAAUGUUUAUUCUCAUGAGUCUCGGUCGUACCAAUGGGGAAAAAAGUGCGGAUUGAAUGUGUUUCAUAUUUGUGUUUAAGAACUGUGGUGUAUGUGUUUGUUUUGACUAUUCUGUUUUAUUUAUACAUUUUGGUUGUGAAUGGAAAAACAUGGCAUUAAAUGUGCAUGCAUUCACAUCGUGGGGGGAUUUUUCAUGAUCAUUAUCAGAGUUGAUUGCAUUUAAAUGUGAAAAAUUAAAGAUCUCAUGUGUUUUACACAUUUUUGUUAACAUUUUAAAUUAAAUGAAAUAUUUCUCAUAUUUAAAUGCUUAAUUUAGAUAACAUAAGUAACUUCCCUAACAGUGUGGACUCAUGUUGGUCCUAAUUAGAAAUAUUUGUACGUAUAUAUAACAAUUAUUAAAAUCAAACAAUAAACAAUAGGUUUUACGUACAAAACUGGUAGCUCGGUCACCAGAAUUUUACUGUAAAAAUAGUGAUACCGCCGUUAAUUCACUGGAAAUGUUUGUAAAACUCUUGUGACGGAAGUCAGUUUUUUACCUGAAAAUAUAUUUAAUUUUUUUUUUUAUUGCAGGGCAUUGUUUUUUGCAAAAAAUAAAUAUUUUUAGAAAUAUGUUUUUUAGUCCAUUUCCCUGCAAACAGAAUAAACUUAUCUAACCUAUAACCCAGGGGUCGGGAACCUUUUUGGCUGAGAGAACCAUGAAAGCCAAAUAUUUUAAAACGUAUUUCCGUGAGAGUUGUAUAAAAAUUUUUGACACUGAAUACAACACAAAUCUUUUUUAAGUUAGACCAACAUUUUUAGAGUAUAAUGAGUUUCUUUUUAUUUUUAAUAACAUUGUUAUUCUGAAGCUAACCAAUAAUAAAUAUUAAUGCGACUUCUGGUGCUGCAUGGUUUUGCUGAGGACUUUGUAGUCUGGUUGAUACGUGGUUAUUUUUAACACUGUGAUUACCAGCGGAAUUAUUCAUUACUUAUCGUGUUAAGCAAUGACAGCUACGAUUUAUCUGAGAGCCAGAUGCAGUCAUCAAAAGAGCCACAUCUGGCUAUCUAAAGAUUCACACCCGUAUUAACCAACAUUUGUAGAUUACUGUAAAUAAGUUGUUCAGUUUGAAAAAGAACAAUAGUCUUAUUAU
Nerophis lumbriciformis (worm pipefish) is the source of this 3119-nucleotide messenger RNA. RefSeq names its product phosphatidylinositol glycan anchor biosynthesis, class V (gene pigv). Gene Ontology annotation, molecular function: GPI mannosyltransferase activity; alpha-1,6-mannosyltransferase activity. NCBI's taxonomy places the organism in Eukaryota, Metazoa, Chordata, Actinopteri, Syngnathiformes, Syngnathidae. Gene Ontology annotation, cellular component: endoplasmic reticulum membrane; mannosyltransferase complex. Gene Ontology annotation, biological process: GPI anchor biosynthetic process. The record is from RefSeq and is a predicted model, not a curated record.